Messenger RNA from Lepidothrix coronata (blue-crowned manakin), 6827 nucleotides. RefSeq lists its product as uncharacterized. The record is from RefSeq and is a predicted model, not a curated record. The transcript has 2 exons. Bases 417 to 1367 code for a protein of 316 amino acids. NCBI's taxonomy places the organism in Eukaryota, Metazoa, Chordata, Aves, Passeriformes, Pipridae. Gene Ontology annotation, biological process: virion assembly.
GAGGAGGAGCAGGGGCGGUGCCUGCAGCCGGGAUCACCGCCCCGGCCGACACGGGACCCUCCGGCUCCGCCAUUGUGGGCGGAGCUGGAGCGCUCCCUUUCCCCCAGCACCGCCUGUCCUUUAUGGUCGCUAUCCUACAACCACGGGGGGCACGGUCACUUCGGCUGCGCCGCCCAGUUAUGUAGGAUUUCCCACUGUGGAAGGGGGGAAGCAGGAACUGGAGGGAUUUCCAGCUUCUGCCCCGUGUCAUCAGGGAACGAGCACUCCAAGAAAGAGCAAAUCAAUCCCGGCCUCCGACAGGAAGCAAAGGCAGAGUCUUCCCCCCCUUUGACUCCUCGAGUGUGAAAGUCGAAACUCGAGACAGUGAUUUUACUGACACAGGUACAGAAGCCUCUGAUGGCAAAUUAGAUAGUAGCAUGGAGGAGGAAAAACCUCCUGUAGUAAAACCAAAAACAAAGGGGAGGAGAGUCUGUGAAGCCCUAGCAGAUUCCAGCCCAGUGGCUAGAAGAACGAGGACAAAGAAGGAAAAACCUGUGGUAGAGGCUCCCUUAAUACAGGCUAUGGGUAACCAAGGCCCAGUGUUAAUAAAGGUUCCUUUUUCUCUGGUUGAAUUGCAGCAGUGGAAAGCUUUUGUCGGAGCAUAUAGAGAUAACCCAGAUAAAGUGGCUAAUUAUAUGGAAAGAGCAAUUAGAACACAAAAUCCAGAUUGGUGUGACUUAGAAGUGAUGAUGGAUACAUCACUUGACUCCACAGAGAAGGAAAUGGUUAAGCGAGCUGCUCAGUCUAGAAUUGAGCUACUAAUAACAGGUGGAGUACUCACAGGGAAACUUAAGGAUAUUUUCCCCCUAGAGGACCCGAAGUGGGACCCUAAUUUACCAGAGAAAAAAGAAGCAUUGAAACGCUAUCAGGACUGGGUACUGUAUGGUUUCAGGCAUGUGAUUCCAAAGGCAGUGAACUGGUCAAAGGUGGAUGAAGUAAAACAAGAUAGAAAUGAGUCCCCAACAGACUUUCUGAAUAGGCUAAAAGAGGUUAUACGAAAAUAUACAGGCAUAGACACGGAGUCAGGUUUCGGGGAAAAGUACUUGGUCUAUUUGUUCAUAUACCAGUCUGCGGAUGAUAUAAGGAAAAAGCUGCAGAAGGUAGGGGGCAGGAAAGAUAUUGGUGAAUUAUUGGAUAUUGCUUGGACAGUGUAUCGCAAUAGAGAUCAGAAAGGCAGGGCAAGGGUGCUGAAGCUAGAGGAAGGUACCUGCCAUGUACUCCACAGAAGCAGUAACUGUCAGGAACGCCGCAAACAUAAUGCCUACCACAAGUAUUAUAAAUGCAAUCACCAACAUGAUAGGGCAAACGAUCGAUGUUUUUUUCUGUAAAAAGAAGGGACAUUGGAAAAGGGAUUGUCCAGACUUGAAAAGAAGUGGAAAUCCAGUCCCUCAACUGUCUGUGAACCGGGAUGCAUGAAGGGGACUGGAGGAUUCUUCCCCAGCAGAACCUCUGGUUAUAGCUAAGUUCGGGGAAGAAGAAAUUGAAUUCUUGGUUGAUACAGGCACAGCAUAUUCUGUGUUAAAUACCUUAGAAGGGAAAUUGAGUCGUGAUACUAUAACUGUGGUUGGUGCUACAGGGGUAAGUGAAACCAGGCCUUUCUUUAAACCUUUGAGAUUUAAAUUAGGUAAACACUGGGUAACUCAUCAAUUCCUCUAUAUGCCAAACUCUCCCAAGGCUUUAUUGGCUAGAGACUUAUUGGAGAAAUUAGAAGCUGAAAUUAAAUUCUGCAGGGGGGGAAAUAAAAGUCAUAAUUCCUGACACUAAUUAUAUCAAGGCAGCUACCUUCUUCAUACAGGAGAACCACAGAGAGAUCCUCACAGAUGGAUGAGAAUGCAUGAGAAUGCUGUCAUCCCUAUAGUAUGGGCUAGCGAGUGUCCUGGGAGAUCCAAACAAGCAGAGCGUGUAAGCAUCACACUCAAACCAGGAGCAACACCGGUAAGACAAAAACAAUACCCCUUGAAGCUAGAAAGCUGUAAAGGGUUAGCACCCAUAAUUGAAAAUUUCUCAGAUUUGGGUUAUUGGUAGAACAUGAGUCCAAAUUCAACACCCCUAUCCUACCGGUAAAGAAGGCUGAUGGCAAGAGCUAUCAAUUGGUCCAAGAUCUGAGGGCAAUCAACAAAAUAACCAAGGACAUAUACCCAGUAGUAGCCAACCCCUAUACCUUAUUGACCACAUUAACAGAUGAUUUAGGGUGAUUUACUGUGCUUGAUCUCAAGGAUGCCUUCUUCUGCAUUCUUGUACAUAAGGACAGUCAAGAGCUUUUUGCUUUUGAAUGGGAAAAUCCCGAGACAGGGAGAAGAACUCAACUCCCCUGGGCAGUUCUACCGCAGGGUUACAAGAACAGCCUGACAAUAUUUGGAAACCAACUGGCAAAAGAACUGGAGGACCGGAGAAGGUAGCAACCAGAAGGAAUUGUCCUGCGAUAUGUAGGUGACAUACUAAUUGCUGCCAAAAGUCAAGACAAAUACAUUGAGCUCACUGUAAGUCUUUUAAACUUUUUGGGACUAAGUGGGUAUAGGGUCUUGAAAGAGAAAGCACAGAUUGCAAAGGAGAUAGUCAUCUGUCUGGGGCUUGAAAUCUACCAUGGACAUCGACAGCUCAGCACAGACUGGAAAGAAGCCAUUUGUAGUCUCCCAGAGCCCCACACCGUAUGAGAAAUGCAGGCAUUCCUAGGAAUGAUAGGAUGGUGUCACCUGUGGAAAGUUAACUAUGGGUUACUAGUCAAACCCCUAUUUGGAACACUAAAAGCAGCCAAGGAAGGAGUUGUAACAUGGACAGAUGAGACCAGAGCCGCGUUUAAACAGCUGAAGCAAUCUUUAAUGUCAGCUCCAGCAUUGAGACUAUCAGACCUAACUCAGCCUUUUGAACUGUUUACAUAUAAGCAACUAAAUGUUGCUCUGGGGGUAUUAUCACAGACCCUGGGAAACCAGCAAAGGACUGUGGCCUACUUCUCCAAACAUCUAGACAGUGUUAGCCAAGAAUGGCCGGGGGAUCUGAGAGAUGUAGCAGCAACUGCUAUCCUGAUCCAGGAGGCCUGAAAACCCACCCUUGAGCAGCGCAUUGUCGUGUAUGUACCCCAUGCAGUCCAAGCUGCACUUGAGCAGAAGGGGGGCCACUGGCUGUCCCCUAGCAGGAUGCUUAAAUACCAAGCUGUGUUGUUGGAACAUGAUCAUGUUACCGUGAAAGCAACAUCUAUUGUAAAUCCUGCUGUGUUUCUGUCCUCAGCAUUGACUGACAGUGUGCCUGAGCAUGACUGUUUGCAGACCAUUGAGGAGGCGUAUUCCAGCAGACCAGACUUUAAGGACGUGCCUCUGGAAAACCUGGACUGGGAACUGUACACGAACGGAAGCAACUUCAUGCGGGAUGGUAAGAGAAUGACAGGAUAUGCAGUGACAACCAAGGAUGAAGUAAUUGAGAUGAAGGCCUUGCCAGCAGAUGUGUCAUCCCAAAAAGCAGAACUAAUUGCACUGACAAGAGCUCUAGAACUGAGCGAAGGAAAGAAGUUAAAAUCUGGACUGAUUCUAAGUACGCAUUCAGUGUUGUACAUGCCCAUGGAGCCAUCUGGAAAGAGAGAGGGCUACUAACUGCCCAAGGCAGUGGGAUCAAACAUGCUGACCAAAUCCAUGCACUCCUGCAGAGUAUUUGGAAACCAGAGGACGUGUCUAUCAUGCAUGGCAGAUCUCAUCAAAAGGGGAAAACAACUCUCGAAUUGGGAAAUCAUUUUGCUGACCAGGCGGCAAAAGGGGCUGCAGAAAAAGGUAUCCUAGCAGUAAUACCACAGAAAGAAAUUGUUCUGUCAGGGUUCACCCCAAAAUAUGAUGAGAAAGACCACCAGUUAGUUAAGUCCCUUAAUGCUGAAAUCAAAGAAAGUGGAUAGGCUGUUACACCUACAGGACAGGUUGUGAUCACACCCCAACUUCUUAGGGAGAUAGCUCUACAGGAACAUGAGGCUACCCACUGGGGACCAGAAAAUCUUCUAAAACAUUUGAAGAAGGUAGUAAUAGGGACAGGUAUGACCGAAGUUGUGCAAUCCAUUGUAAUUAAAUGUGAAAUCUGCAGGCAAAACAAUCCUGAUACAACUAAGAGAUUGGUGCUGGGGGUAACAAAGGCCAGGGACCUUCCAGGAGAUUAUUGGCAAAUAGAUUUUGCUGAGUUACCACUCAGGGAGGGAUACAAGUACAUAUUAGUACUGGUUGACACCUUCAGUGGAUGGCCUGAAGCUUGCCCCUGGUUCACUAACACAGCAAGGAAGUGGAAAAAGCUUUGCUCAACCAUAUAAUUCCAAGGUUUGGGGUUCCUCUAGGAAUGUCAUCAGAUAGAGGGACACAUUUCAUUGCAACAGUAGUGAAGGAGGUUUGUCAUGUCCUGGAAAUUGUCUGGGGCCUGCAUACUCCCUACAGACCUCAGGCAAGCGGCAAAGUAGAACGUAUAAAUGGUACUCUUAAAAUGCAAAUUGGUAAAAUUUGUCAGGAAACAUCCAUGUCAUGGGUUCAGGCUUUGCCUCUAGCUCUGCUGAGUAUUCACAUACAACCAAAACGGAGAGAUAACCUAAGUCCUUAUGAAAUAUUAUGUGGGAGACCAUACCAAGCUCUGCAUAUUCCAGGGGACAUUCACAUGAGGGGGAAAGUUGAUCUACAAAAGUAUUUAAUGGCUGUAGGCUAUACUUUACAGAAAGUCCAUAGAUUUAUUGAGUUAUCCAGACCUAUAGGACUGGACACCCCUGCUCAUCAGUUCCAGCCUGGAGACUGGGUCUACGUUAAAUGGUGGGACAGUGACCCACUACGAGCCAAGUGGAGAGGACCAUUCCAAGUCCUGCUGACUUCCCUCACUGCCAUCAAAGUUGCUGGCAAAGGACCCUGGUUUCAUUACUCCAGAGUAAAGAAAGCUUCAGUUCCUGGAACAACUAGCAAAUCAGAGCCUGACACAGAUGAAGAGGAUGCACUAAUAAAAAACUACAGAUAUAUGUCGUGACAUCCAGACCAAUAGGAUUGGACACUCCUGCCUUUCCAUUCCAGCCUGGGGACUGAGCCUAUGUUACAUGGUGGGACAGCUAUCCUUUGCAAGCCAAGUGAAGAGAUCUGUUUCAGGUUCUACUGUCUGCCCUCACCACACCCUUGGUUGGUGGCAAAGGAUAGUGGAUUCACUACUCCAUAAUUAAGAAGGCCUCUGCUCCCUGGACAGUAGAACAAAAGCAGAUAAAGAUAAAAAGAAAUGUCGUUUAAACUACUCUUUUUAUGUGUACUUUUUAUGUGUACUUUUUAUGUGUACUGCUGGUAUCCAUGAACCAAGUUUGGGACCAGAAUUUACAUUUGACCCUAGUUCAGAAUGUUUCUAGUAUUUUUCAUAAAAAUGACUGUUGGAUUUGUACUCAAAUUCCAACAACUGGUAAGAAAAAAGGCUGACCUUUGACUGAAACAAACUUCAGUGAGGUCCACAAACUCCAGGACCAUACGACACACAUGACACACACAGGCUCAGGAUCUCUCACAUCUGAAUGGUGUGGACAGAUCAAGAGAACCUACCUACCUAUAGCCCUAAGGAGCUUAAUCCUUAACCAUGAAAACUACAUGGUUCCCUGCAUAGUUGUUAAUGCCAUGGGAUAGGUCAUUCUUCCUUCAUAUUGCCAUUAAAUUAAGUCCAGAGUGAAACUAACACCAGAACUUAUAAAGGGAUUGGCACAAAUACCCUGGAGAAUGACCCCCACACACAGAGUUCAGGAUGCUACUGGAUAUGCAAAAAUGAAGCAUGAAAAGUUUUACCCUUUAAUAAGGAUGGGGCCUGUGUUCUUAGAGCCUUAGUUCGAAACAUAAUGAUAUUCCAUCGAAUUAAUUAACAAGGUGGGUGGGUAAGAACUUACAUAAAAAGAAUAAAAAGAUCCAAUAAUGCCCCUGUUGAUCAUCCCAUGGCCUUUCACAGUUUUGUUAGAGCUCUUAUUCCUUCUUCAUAAGUAAGUGAAUGAGAAGAAAGGGAUUGUCAACAUUUCAGCCACUACUGAACACACUGAGAAUCGAACUUGAGAUGCAUUCACUACCUUACAAGACAUGGUUUGUCUAGUGUAGUUCUGAAGAACAAAAUGGCUCUCUUAUGUAGUGUUGUUAACACCAGUUGCUGUACUUAUGUACAUCAAAGCGAAAAAAUUGCCACAGAUCUUGCAGAAAUUUUGAAACAAACUCAAACCCUACAUCAGGUAGCCCUUGAUUAUACCUCUUUAGGUUUUGAAAACAUUUGUCACAAACUCACUUCAUGGUUACUGAAUUGGACCUGGAUAAAACAGCUUUUUGUGAUAAUUAUACUUAUCAUUUGUGGGUUUAUAUUGGCUUGCUUUAUGAUUCAAUGUUGUCAUUCGUCUUUAUGGUUCAAUGUUAAAUAUAGGUAGUAGAAAGUUAACAGGAUGAAGUCCUUUAAAGCUUCUAAAAGGGGGAACUUGCAACUAUAAAGAAUAAUGUAGCUCAUUAGUGACUAUAAUUUACCAAUGUAGCCUAAACUAUGUAGUUUAUCAUUCUUUGUUAAGGGUCUCAACAGGCAGGAAUUUUAAUGAGGUAGAAGGUUCCUCUACUGUGAAGCAGGGACACAAAACUAGCAAACUAGUCAAAGCUGGUCAUAGACCUUGACACCAUUCCAGAAGAUGUGAUGCUGUGCCAAAAGCAAGGGAUCAAGAAAAAGACAAACUGAGGAAGACAAUGGAGAUGACCACUAGGGGUUCUUCAUGACCACCAACAGAACCUCAGAUUCAAAUUCAAGGGGCAUGUCAAGGGUGGAACAGUGGGUAGAAUGGUUUUGGAAGUAGG